AUGGUAACCAGUGUUGAUAAUUGCAGUAAAUUCGUGGUCUACUUAUGUCUUCUGGUGUUCUCGAUGUUGUUUGCGUUACGUCUGGACGAGACGAUUGUCAUCUCGUAUUGGGUGGUGUUCUGUCCGCUAUGGCUGUGGAAGUGUUUGGUGAUAGUGGGGGCACUCAUAGGGACAGUGGUGUGGGUGCGGAACCCGGACUACCGCCAGUCGGACAGCUCUUACAUCCACUUCAAGUCAAUGCUGAUCAGUGUUUCCCUACAGCUAUUGCUUCUCAUGUUUGAGCUCUUGGUUUGUGAUAAACUCGAGUCCGGACGACACUUCUGGAUCUUAGCCUUCAUUCCUCUGGUGUUCAUAUCGCUGCUGUCGAUUGCGGUCUGCAUUUGGGCCCUCAAGAACGACAGGACCUUCGAGAUGGAGCUGUUCUGCUCCGUCAAUAUCUUGCAGUUUAUAUUCAUCGCCCUCCGGAUGGAUAAGUUCAUCACGUGGUCCUGGGUACUGGUCUUGGUGCCCCUCUGGAUCCUCCUGUGUCUGGCCAUCAUCGGUGUCCUCUACGCACUCAUCUUCGCCGCUAUACUUCUGCGGACACCCGAAGUGGCGGCCGAACAGCGCCGACAGAGCCUUCACUCUGCCGUCUCGUACUCACUCAUUGUCUUACCACUGCUGGUCUUCUUAGUACUUCUGUCCAACAAAUUAGACUCCGUUCACACGUCCAGUCCCUCGCAAAUGGACUACUUUUCCACAUGUAUUCCCCUAUACUUCACGUUCGCUAUACUCCUGUGUCUUUCAUUUGGCAAUAAAGGCGGCAAUUUAUGGUGGUUCGGAAUGAGGAAAGACUUUUGUUCAUUCCUCCUGUCGAUGUGUCCCUGUCUUCGAGUCUAUGGCAAUAUAUCCUAUAAUUUACACUUCAAUCACAGCCUCUCAUCGACGCCUCACCCCAACGAUGGCUCUCAGGACGUGUCAAACAUCACUCAUUCAAAGCAUGUCAUCACUCGACAGCCAAAGAAGUUUAUUAUACCUCACACAAUAGGUCUUCGCAGUGAUAGUGACAGCGAUGUGAGGCAUAGAAGAGAGCGUUCAGACAAAUGCAGCGUUUUAUACGCGGAAAUGCCACACGAUUUGGGUCGCAAUCACAUCCCUGUCCACAACGCGUGCACUGAGAGCACCGAUCGCCACACCAAUGGGUCGACACAAUCGGGAGGCGAUGGUCAGCCUCUUGUGGGCGAACCUAACUAUCACUGCGUUUGCUAUAACUGUUGUUCGCCAUUAAGUGUCGAUGAAUUGGAUCACAACCUCUACUAUAUAUCCAACGAUAAGUCAAAGACACCGACCGAUGGACACACUGACGGCCGCAAUGACGACAACUCCCGUGAAUCGUCGCCCAUAAUGUGGACGAUUUGUUCCCAAAAUGGUCGACACAAUGGAGCGGACAAUGGCUGUUCACCGGUGAAUGGCCACCAAUUGGUGUCCAACUAUACGACUGUCAUUAAACCGAAAGCACUUCGACCACAACUGCCAGUGACCGGCCACUCACAGAGUCAUACAAAUGGGUUACCACUGACACGACCAACGCUUCCGAUGCUCUCAUUUCACGGCUCCACUCAUGUGUUGACAGAUAAGGAUGAGUCGGCUUUCACUCAAAUAUCUCGCAGGAGAUCCAACUCUGAAGCCACACAUCAUUAUCAGUCGAUUAGCAAUGAUCGACAGAUUCCUUCCAGAAGUGGUGUCGACUACAACCGUCCUCUUCGGCACCAAAGAAGUAAAUCCGUGAAUAAAGCGUUCAAUAAUAAUAUGGAUAUGAGUUUGGGUUUCAGUAAAUGUCAGGCAAUAAGUGAUAAACAUUUACCUCAACAUCAAUCCAAGAAUACGAAUCCGUUUUACUUAAACCAAAACUAUAGUCAAAACAGUAAUAAUUCUGAUGAAAGUCUGGAUCCACACGAGACGUGCUCUUCGAUGUACUCUUCGGAACCGAUUCACAUGACUCUCGAAGAAGUGAGAAAUAUAUUCUCGAAAAGUCAGAGCAAACCACUGAAGAACCCGUUUCUCGUCACCAAACAUAAGAGGACCACAAAUGCAAUGGAAGACAAAAUGGGUUUUAAUAAAUCAAAGUCAAAGUCAAAGAUCAAGUGUGCGAUUGAGAGCCUCUUCAGAAGUAAACGCAAAUCCUGUUCUUCCAUCACUUCCACAGACGACAACUCUAUUGAAUCAGAAUUUACAGACAAAAAUGGUUCUCAAGAGUCCGGUGAAGGCUUUGCAAACAACUGUUCCAACGACAGCCCAUUCACACACAGAGCUCUGCCACCACUUCCCCCUCCGAUCAACACAAACAACACCAAUGAGUCGAUCGAUGUGUUGAGCCGUGAAGACGAGGAGCGCCAGAAGUUUCUGGACUACGCGGCCAGCAUUGAACGCGUCAAAGAUUGCGGUUGGUAUUGGGGGCCAAUCAGUGGAGAAAUGGCUGAGAAGCUGUUGCAGUCGGAGCCGUGCGGUUCAUUCAUCGUGAGGGACAGCUCUGACGAGCACUACAUCUUCAGCUUAACCUUUAAGUUGAAUGGUUUAGUACGACACGUGCGCAUCGAACAUGACCAGGGAAACUUCAGUUUCGGUUCCCUCCAGAAGUUCAAAAGCAAUACAAUCGUCGACUUCAUAGAGAACGCUGUCCAGCACUCGAGGAGCGGACGGUUCCUGUUUUUCCUGCACCGGCGCCCAGUGAUGGGUCCGAUGCGCGUCCAACUCCUACACCCCGUCUCGCGCUUCAAACAAAUACAAUCACUUCAACACAUGUGUCGGUUCGUAAUACUGAAGCACGUGCGCCGGGAUCUCAUCGAUGACCUACCGCUGCCUAAAAUGCUUAAAUGCUACUUAAAUACCCCGUAUUAUUAUUCAGAAGAGUUAGCGCUAAUGAGUGAACAGCAAUCAAACACAAACCCAAACCCAGAACACGAGCCAACUUUGCCUCCAAAUACUAGUCAAUCGGAAACUUAAAUAUUUACAAAAAUAUUCAUUUUAUUUAAUUAUAAAAAUAAAAUAUAAAUAUAUAUUUAAAUUGUCA
Molecule: messenger RNA, 3049 nt
Organism: Oppiella nova
Lineage: Eukaryota; Metazoa; Arthropoda; Arachnida; Sarcoptiformes; Oppiidae
Source: the annotation of a GenBank genome assembly